AUGAAGAAGUAUGAUGUUGUCAUCUCUCUGGGCGAGCAGAUGCAAAAGUUGGGAAUUGCACAUGAUCUGUAUACUUACAGUAUUUUCAUAAACUGUUUCUGCCGCUCCUCUCAACUCCCUCUUGCUUUAGCUCUUCUUGGGAAGAUGAUGAAACUUGGAUAUGAGCCCAGCAUUGUCACGUUUAACUCGCUUCUCAAUGGUUUCUGUCACGGGAAUAGGAUCUCGGAUGCAGUCUCUCUGCUUGAUCAAAUGGUGGAAAUGGGAUAUAAACCUAACACCGUCACAUUCAACACUCUAAUCCAUGGACUUUUUCUCCACAACAAAGUCUCAGAAGGCGUGGCUUUAGUUGAACGGAUGGUUGCUGAAAGGAUGUCAACCAGAUUUGCUUACUUAUGGUGCGUUGGUAAAUGGAGUGUGCAAGAGAGAUGGGAAGAUGCUGCUGGACUACUGAGUGAUAUGAUUGAGAAGAAAAUCAACCCGGAUGUUGUUACGUUCAAUGCAUUGAUCGAUGCGUUUGUGAAAGAGGGGAAGCUUUUGGAAGCUGAAAAAUUGUACGAGGAGAUGAUCAAAAGCAAAGGUUGUCUCCCAAACGUAGUGACAUAUACUACUCUGAUAAAUGGAUUUUGCAAGUCUAAGAGGGUAGAGGAUGGCAUGGAACUCUUCGUGAGAUGUCUCAAAGAGGAUUGGUUGGAGACACAGUCACUUACAACACUCUUAUCCAAGGGUUUUUCCAAGCUGGAGAUUGUGAGAGUGCCCAACAAGUUUUCAACAGAUGGUUUCUGUGGUGUGCCUCCUGAUAUUUGGACAUACAACAUUUUGUUAGGAUGGGCUUGUAAAAACGGGAAGCUAGAGAAAGCAUUGGUCAUAUUCCAGGAUAUGCAAAAGAGUGAAUGGAACUUAUAUUUCACAUAUAGUAUUAUCAUUGAAGGGAUGUGCAAGGCUGGGAAGGUGGAAGAUGCGUGGAAGUUGUUUUGUAGCCUGAUCUCAAAGGAGUGA
This is a messenger RNA of Microthlaspi erraticum, 996 nucleotides long. The record is from the annotation of a GenBank genome assembly. NCBI's taxonomy places the organism in Eukaryota, Viridiplantae, Streptophyta, Magnoliopsida, Brassicales, Brassicaceae.